AUGCGCGUACUACUGCUGGCGCUAAGCGCCGUGCUCGCUGCCGCGCCCGCUGCCGAGCGCGAGGACAGGUGGAACGACCCCCUUGAGGAAGCCGCGCUGCAGCCACAGCUGAUGGCCGCAUUCGCGCGCAGUCGCCGCGACGCGCACUCGCUCAUCGGCACCUUCGAUAUCUCCAAUAUGUUUAAGAAGAAACCGCGGCCUAAAUCGGAAGCAAAUUCACACCCGAGCUCCUCGUCGCUUCGUGCUGCAGAUCCGCUCCCUGUGAUUCUGUCGCCACCUCCCAUUCGAUCCACAGGAACAGAGACUUCAAUGCGUCGAUCCCUCGUCACGUUGGCGACUACAAGGACGGAGCAACUUCGGAGUCCUGCGGUGACACCUUCAGCGAAUCAAUCUGCGGCAUCAGUUUUAAAGCGAAAAAAGUCAAGAAAACCGAAGAAUGCAUCGAAAUAUUCGAAAGGAACGCGUGCUACAGUGUCCAGGAGCGACGGAACUCGCGAAGUGGCGAACACGACGAGGCGAACCGCGCAUGUCGCCGCCGAUGGAGUCGUGUGGCCCGUGAAACACGCCGCCGUGGUCGAGGGAGACAUUGUUCUUGGAGGCCUCAUGAUGGUACACGGGCGGUCGGAGGGUGCGACGUGCGGGCCGGUGAUGGCGCAAGGCGGUGUGCAGGCGCUGGAGGUGAUGCUGUACACACUAGACGCGGCGCGCGCCGUGCUGCCGCGCGGCCUGACGCUCGGCGCGCACGUGCUCGACGAUUGCGACAAUGAUACUUACGGCCUCGAAAUGGCCCUCGAUUUCAUUAAAGGUUCAAUAAGUAACAUUGAUGACGCGGAAUACGCGUGCAACGCCACAGUAGUUCGAAAAGUGAUAUCGGGCGUAGUGGGUGCUGCAUCCUCCGUGACGUCGGUGCAAGUCGCUAAUCUACUACGGCUUUUUAAGAUCCCACAGGUGUCAUUCUUCUCGACGUCACCAGAGCUGUCGAACAAAGCACGAUUCGAGUACUUCACACGUACGAUACCAUCCGACCUGCACCAAGUGCGCGCUAUGGUGGAAAUCGUCAAGAGGCUUGGCUGGAGUUACGUGUCGGUCAUUUACGAGGAAUCUAACUACGGCAUAAAGGCUUUCGAAGAGUUGGAAACUCUGUUGGCGCGGAAUGACAUUUGUAUCGCGGUAAAGGAGCGGCUUGUGAAGGAUUCGGGGGAGGCAGAUGCUCACGCUUACGACGAACUCGUUUCGCGGCUGCUGACGAGACCACGCGCUCGCGGUGUAAUCGUGUUUGGGUCAGACCAGGAAGUGGCGGGCGUGAUGGAGGCAGUGACUAGGCGUGGUGCCACGCAUACCUUCGGCUGGGUGGGCAGCGACGGCUGGAGCGCGCGCGCUCUCGUAUCCGAAGGCCGUGAACGCGCUGUCGAAGGCACCAUCAGCGUGCAGCCACAAGCCAACCCUGUACGCGGCUUUACCGAAUACUUCCUCAACCUUACUGUUGAGAACAACCGCAGGAAUCCCUGGUUUGUCGAAUUCUGGGAAGACCAGUUCCGGUGCCGGUACCCGGGUAGUGCGCGUACGCCAUACAAUAACGCGUACAAACGCGCGUGUACGGGCCGCGAAAGACUUGCCGAUCAGAGCAUCAAGUUCGAGGCGCAACUGCAGUUCGUCGCCGACGCUGUUCUUGCCUUUGCAUAUGCGAUCCGAGAUAUGCACCACGAAUUAUGCGGGGAGGCGUCGGAUCUAUGUGAAGCCAUGAAGCCAAUAAACGGACCUACUUUGCUACGUUAUUUACGGCAAGUGCGUUUUAAAGGUUUGAGCGGAGACGAAUUCCACUUCGACGCUAACGGUGACGGUCCAGCAAGAUACAACAUCCUGCACUUCAAGCAAGUAGAGCCCGGCCAGUACCGAUGGUUGCGAGUUGGACGCUACCUGGACGGCGAGCUCGAGCUCGACAUGCAGCAGAUACAGUUCAAGCUGGAGUCACGUGAGCCACCUGACUCUGUGUGCAGCGCGGAGUGCGAGCUCGGGCAGGCCAAGCAGUACGUAGAGGGCGAGAGUUGCUGCUGGCACUGCUUCAACUGCACACAAUAUGAGAUUCGGUCACCGAUCGUGGAGACGGCGUGUGUGGAAUGUCCACGCGGUACUCUGCCAGACUCACGGCGCACGCGUUGCGUGCCGCUGGCCGCUAUGCACCUGCAACCGACGGCACCGCCCGCCAUCGCCGCUAUGACCUUCGCUGGCAUUGGUAUUUCGGCCACAAUGUUUGUGAUCGGAGUGUGGUUCGUCCAUGGUGACACGCCAGUGGUGCGUGCCAGCGGUCGUGAGCUGUCAUUCGUGCUGUUGGCAGGUAUCCUCACAUGCUAUCUGCUCACGUUUGGGCUCGUCCAACGCCCCACUGACGCACUCUGCGCCUUACAGAGGUUUGGCACAGGCUUUUGCUUUACGGUGGUGUACGCGGCGCUCCUCACAAAAACGAACCGUAUCGCCCGCAUUUUCGCAGCAAGCAAGCGCUCGGCUCGACGGCCGUCGCUCAUCUCACCGAAGUCACAACUAGUGAUAUGCUCCAUUCUGGUUUCCAUUCAGGUGGUGAUAAUGGCAGUGUGGCAAGUGGUGUCACCCGCGCGCGCCGUGCGGCACUUCCCGUCACGCGAACAGCAGCUGUUGGUGUGCGAUUCGCACGUGGGCGCCUCCAUCGCCAUCGCCUUCUCGUACCCUAGUGCCCUCGUACUCGUCUGCACCGUCUACGCUGUGCUCACGAGAAAGAUCCCCGAGGCUUUCAACGAGAGCAAACAUAUAGGCUUCACGAUGUACACGACGUGCGUGAUUUGGCUGGCAUUUGUGCCGCUGUACUUCGGCACGGCGUCACAUGUGCCGCUGCGCGUCACCAGCAUGGCCGUGACCAUCUCGCUGAGCGCCACCGUUACGCUCGUCUGCCUCUUCUCGCCGAAGCUGUACAUAAUCCUGAUGCGGCCGGAGCGCAACGUGCGCGGGAGUCUGAUGCCCCCGCGCUGGCGCUCGGCGCGCGGCGGCGGCGCGGCGGGCGCCGCUUCGCGACGGAGGCAGCCCGUUUCGCCAGCCGCCGAGCCGGCCGACGGAGCCGACGCGGGCUUCAGGCUUCGUGCUUGCAGGCCGCGGCGGCCGCUGAUGCGCGCGCCGGGCGCGGGCCGCGGGCGCGGGCGCCGCGUGCGCGACGGCGACAUCCAGACGCUGGUGCAGGCCGUGGCCGCCAGCGAGGCCGCCGACGCGGCCAGCGCCGUGCCCAGUCUGCGCGACGUGCCGGGGGUACGGCCGCUUUGGACUCCAUUUCGUGUAGGGUCGGGCCUUCUGCCGCCGUUCGGAGCAGUACGGUCUGUAGUACGGGGACCGGCAACCCUCCCGGGUUACCGGUCCGCGUUACUAGUGGCAUUGAGGCCGUGCGUGUCUGCCGCAGCCGUCGCGCUCGCCGAGCCGCGCGGCCACGCCCUCGCCGCGCCCGCCCGACGCCGCGCCGAAGCGCCCGACCAAGCUGUCACCACUGGUUUGUUCCCACUGGCGACAAAUGGGGAAAAAAUCCCAUGUGUUACCAGGUGCCCGUACCCCGCUGUACCCUGGCCUUGUAGUCUCUUUGGAAAACCCUGUUUCUCGGAGUCGGUAGAUAGGGCUUCAACGACCGACAGGCAACAUUUUGUAACGAGCAGAAGUAAGUGUACAGGUUUUGGCUGUGAGUUGACGUCGUCCUGUUGGCAGUCGCUGGCGCCGACGCCCGCGCCGCCGCCGUCGCGCAAGUCGCGCUGCUCCCCGCGCAGCCCGCGCAGCGCCCGGCCCAAGCCCAGAAAAAAUGCAGCGCCAAGUUCACCCGUCGUAGCGGCUACGUUGAAUAUCGACUUGAACCAACUUGAGAACCAACAGAAGACAGAAGACGGCGUGAAACCUGUGUCAGAGCGAGAAGGUGAGAGUCAAGCGGAGGGCGGCGACCACGUCCAGCCGGUGAGCCGCAAGCCGUCGCCGCACGGCCGCCACGACAAAAACCCGCAACAGUCGUCAACAGCAGCCGCCCCUGCUGCUGAGUAUGAAGUGACAAAACUGCUGCGAAAGCUUUGCGGCGGCGAUGUUGGUGCGAAAACCGAACGCUAUUCGGGUCCAAAAAAUGCUCAGCUGCUGUACGUCAACAGUCAAAGCAGUCCACGUCAACCCAGCACGCCGCAGCUGCUGCGGAUCUUAGAAGAAACUAUCCAGAAAAAAGUCCCCAAGACAACAAAACCCAAGUCAAAGACUAAGGACUCUGAGAGACUCCGGCUCACGUUCAACAUUCCGGAAAAAACUGCAGACAAUUUGUUCCAAUACAGGACUAAAUUCGUGCAGCAUAUGUUGACGAGCUCGCUGUAUGCCAACAGCACUGUCGGGAAGCCUUGGGAGAUAAUUGGCAGUGUAUCAGAACAAAUAAUCGACGAUUUGUUGGUAAAGUGUAUCAAAGGAAUGGAGAUUGAAGAAUAUAUCAAAGUGCUUUACAACAAGGAGACGCAAGUAAAAGCGUGAUGUUUGAAUCGACGUUUCCUCGUUCGCGAUGUGUGUGUUGCAUUCGGUGAUUUUGUUAUUAAACUGUUUAUUUAUUAAAUUUAACUUU
This is a messenger RNA of Hyposmocoma kahamanoa, 4591 nucleotides long. Its product is annotated as metabotropic glutamate receptor 2-like. Bases 1 to 4503 code for a protein of 1500 amino acids. Gene Ontology annotation, cellular component: membrane. The transcript is spliced from 25 exons. NCBI's taxonomy places the organism in Eukaryota, Metazoa, Arthropoda, Insecta, Lepidoptera, Cosmopterigidae. Gene Ontology annotation, molecular function: adenylate cyclase inhibiting G protein-coupled glutamate receptor activity. Gene Ontology annotation, biological process: G protein-coupled receptor signaling pathway. The record is from RefSeq and is a predicted model, not a curated record.